Uncinocarpus reesii 1704 is the source of this 2331-nucleotide messenger RNA. RefSeq lists its product as uncharacterized. Gene Ontology annotation, biological process: GPI anchor biosynthetic process. Gene Ontology annotation, cellular component: endoplasmic reticulum membrane. The record is from RefSeq and is a predicted model, not a curated record. The transcript is spliced from 7 exons. NCBI's taxonomy places the organism in Eukaryota, Fungi, Ascomycota, Eurotiomycetes, Onygenales, Onygenaceae. Bases 1 to 2331 code for a protein of 776 amino acids.
AUGCCCCGAGUAAAGGCCAUGACUACUGGAUCAGUGCCGUCGUUUCUGGAUGUAAUCCUUAAUUUUGCAGAGUCUGAUACCACAUCGACUCUGGCCCAUCAGGACACAUGGCUAGCCCAAAUCAAAGCUCGUCCCGGUGGAAAACUGCUUAUGUACGGUGACGAUACGUGGCUGAAGUUGUUCCCCGGGAUAUUUGAACGAUCUGAUGGAACGACAAGCUUUUUUGUCUCCUCGAGAAAGCUGAACGAUUUCCAGGACUUUUUUGAAGUGGACAACAAUGUUACCCGCCAUGUCCCUGUGGAAUUAAAGAAUGAGGAUUGGUCAGCAAUGAUCAUGCAUUAUUUGGGUCUCGACCAUAUCGGCCACAAGGCCGGCCCAUUAAGUCCCCAUAUGGUUCCUAAACAACGGGAAAUGGAUUCAAUUGUGAAAGAAAUCUAUACUGCAAUGGAAGAAAAUGAUCAUCUUUCUUCCACAGUGUUGGUCUUGUGUGGUGAUCAUGGGAUGAAUGAUGCUGGGAAUCAUGGUGGAGCAUCUCCCGGGGAAACCUCGCCGGCACUAACAUUUAUAGCUCCAAAACUUCGUCGUCUUCAUCAAGGAAAGGAAUGUCCGACUGUAGCGUCUUCAGACCUAAACUACUACGAUGUUGUUGAGCAAUCUGACAUUGCGCCAACUCUAGCAGGCUUGCUUGGAUUUCCGGUUUCCUUAAAUAAUUUAGGCGUCUUCAUCCCGGAACUUCUUCCGUUGUGGCCCCAAAAUAUCGGUGUUGCUGACUUCGUGCUAGAUGUCGAGAGAUUACAGCUUCUUCUAGGAAACGCAAGACAAAUUCUAAAUGUUGUCAAGGCGACAUUUCCACAGUUUAAUGAGCAAUCUGCCGUAUACUGUGGUGAAAAGGAUUUGUCAACCAGUUUGUCCAUCCUAGAAUGCCAGUGGCGGAAGGCGUCGCAGCUAGCCGUCGAUGCUAAAGAUAACGCAACUCUUCUCCCUGAUGCUGAGGCGUCUCUCGUCGAAUUUUGCCGCACGGCCCAGCGCAUUAUGAGCAAUGCUUCGAGUAAUUAUACCCUGUCAAGGCUAUAUCAGGGCACCGCAGUAGCUGCGAUUGCAGUCCUAUUAUCCCUUGUUUCGAUUUCUCAGACUCAUUUCAAUCUUACGGCGGCCUUGAAAUAUUUUAUAGGUGUCGUUGUUAGUUACUUUUUCCUAAUGUUUGCUAGUAGUUACGUGGAAGAAGAGCAGCAAUUUUGGUACUGGGUGUUGACUGGGUGGAUAUAUUACCUAUAUGUGAAAAGAUACAAUAAAUCGGGCGGCCGCUUCGAGUUUGGAGAUGCUUUAUGCGUUGCUACCUUGUCCCGGGUUGUCAGACGCUGGAACCAGACUGGCCAAAAGUUCGCUACGGAGCCUGAUAUUGGCACCACAUUCUUUUCAAAAUAUCCUGCUGUUCUAUGGAUUCUGGCUCUUUUCGCGUAUACGGAUGUGUAUCAACGACUAAGGUCUCAAGAUCCUAGGGAAAAACUCAAUAUUAUUGGGGCCCUUUUUCUCCCGUUGACAAGCUUCGCGUUUAUAUAUAAGGCUGCUUUCACGUCGGCCGAUGCGCCAGAAUUAAUCCGCCACGCUCCACUACUCUCGUCUUUGGUGAGGAGUGUGAAGGGCUUUUCGCUAAUCUUUCAAGCUCGCGUGAUAUUCUGCGGUUUGGGCGCGGCGGCGGUAUACAAUUUGUAUACGAAAUUCAAGUCAAGCCGGGAGCUUCAAAGCCGGAGCCGAAGAGCAUUCGAGACAUUAACACGGACGCUAGACUGGUCCGCUACUUUCCAUCAUCUACUCAGUCUCUUUCUUCUCACCCAAUCUCGAGCUACCAAUACCCCUCUUUUCGGCAUAUUCCAGCUCCAAGCCGACUUCCUCUCUUCUAUGGACUUAACCACUACCGAAAUAGCAAUCACAUCUCUAUUGUUCCAAUAUACAAGUUUCUUCGCCUGCGGGGGGUCCAAUGCUAUUUCAUCAAUCGAUUUAUCAAACGCCUAUAACGGGAUAAAUAGUUACAAUGUCGUACUAGUUGGAAUCCUGAUGUUCGCUAGCAACUGGGCAGGCCCUAUCUGGUGGGUAUCCGCUACCCAUUGCAUGCUUCGAGCGAAGAAGCAAGAAUCGAAGACGCGACGAGACGUCCAUGUUCAGUUGUGGACCCUGUUUAUGGCCACGGGCUUGUUGGCAGUUAUGGUGGCGUCUUUUCCGCUUACUGGACGCAUUCGCACCUCUUGCUGGAGGAAUGUCCAGAUCUCAAAACUGUUUCGCAUAGUGCCGCCUGGGAUUACCAGCGCUUCUGCUUUUGAGAAAGCCCCAUAA